Molecule: messenger RNA, 4058 nt
Organism: Corythoichthys intestinalis (scribbled pipefish)
Lineage: Eukaryota; Metazoa; Chordata; Actinopteri; Syngnathiformes; Syngnathidae
Product: oocyte zinc finger protein XlCOF6-like
Exons: 4
Coding region: 419-3028 (869 amino acids)
Biological process (GO): regulation of transcription by RNA polymerase II
Cellular component (GO): nucleus
Molecular function (GO): DNA-binding transcription factor activity, RNA polymerase II-specific; RNA polymerase II transcription regulatory region sequence-specific DNA binding
Source: RefSeq, a predicted model, not a curated record
GCUUGCGCAGUAGCAACCUUCACAAUCGAGUAGCCUGUCACGAUCGAGUAAUGACAAUAACUACUGGUCGAGGUGGAACAUUAUUUCUCCGCGGAUUUUUUUUCUUUGAGCGCGUCUUGUUUUUCCUCGAUUUCAUCCACUUAACUAAACCGAAGCCUCGACAAUUUGUCCAGCAUUAGCUACCUUACGGACUCAAACAUCAGUCAAGCUUCAAGUCUCGGCACUCGUUGAAGUUUUGCGGCCUACUUUAGCCUAGCCUAGCCUAGCUGGCCAACCACUAACAAAGCUGCAAGCUUACUUAGUUCAAGUGAGGAAAAUUUCCGCAAAAACGACAACGGCUGCAGUAAAGUUCCAGGAGGAACUUUGUGGAGUCAAAGAGGAGCCCCGACGUCACCAACAUUCAACUGUGUGCAAAAUAAUGCACGCAAAGGUUGUUCUUCACAGACUAGAAGAUCUAUAUGUCAGCCAAGCCCAUCGUCCUGAGCUCCAGUUGUCUGCAUGCAUCAAAGAGGAGGAAGAGGAAGAGUCACCAUACAUCGAGGAAGAGGAGGACUUCGUACCCAUUAAAGGUUUCAGCAAAUAUCUUGGUCCCGAGUGGCAGGAGUCCGAGUCUCCUGGCAUGAAAGAGGAAGUGGAGCACCCACAUAUGAAACAGAAAGAGCCAGAGCACCCUCAACAGCAAAAAAAAGAAAUGCAACUUCCAAUCAAAAAGGAGGAAGUAGAGCUGCCAUACGUUAAAGAGGAGGACGAUGUCACCAUGUCGAUUGGUGAGCCCUUGAAGAGUGAGAAUGGUCCGAGUGACGCCAGCAGAGGGACGGAGUCUCCAAGCAGCAGCUCAGGAGAAGGAUUGCAAGCACACAUUUUCAUUGCACCAUCAGAUGGAAAUUGCGCCAGGUCACACUCACCUGACAAAGAUGAUUUUCAUAAGAAAUCUCACUGUGAGGACAAACUCUGCAAAUGCUCUCGCAGUGGGAAAACCUUUACUUCUAAGCAAACUUGUCGUACGCAUAUGAGGAAGCACACUGACGAAAAACCUUUUUCCUGCUCAGAUUGUGGUCAAGGAUUCCGUUAUAAGAGUGGCUUAAAAGUACACACAAGAACCCACACUGGUGAAAAACCUUUUUCCUGCUCAGUUUGUGGUCAAAAAUUCACUCAGAAGAACAACUUGGACAGACACACAAGAACCCACACUGGUUUCAGCAAAUAUCUUGGUCUCGAAUGGCAGGAGUCGGAGUCUCCUGGCGUGAAAGAGGAAGUGGAGCACCCACAUAUGAAACAGGAAGAGCCAGAGCACCCUCAACAGCAAAAAAGAGAAGUGCAACUUCCAAUCAAAAAGGAGGAAGUAGAGCUGCCAUACGUUAAAGAGGAGGACAAUAUCACCAUGUCGACUGGUGAGCCCUUGAAGAGUGAGGAUGGUCCGAGUGAGGCCAGCAGAGGGACGGAGCCUCCAAGCAGCAGCUCAGCAGAUGGAUUGCAAGCACACAUUUUCAUUGCACCAUCAGAUGGAAAUGGCGACACGUCACACUCACCUUACAAAGAUGAUUUUCAUAAGAAAUCUCACUCUGAGGACAAACUCUGCAAAUGCGCUAUCUGUGGGAAAACCUUUACUUCUAAGCAAGCAUGUUGUACGCAUAUGAGGAGCCAUACUGGUGAAAAACCUUUUGUCUGCUCAGUUUGUGGUCAAAAAUUCACUCAGAAGAACAACUUGGACAGACACACAAGAACCCAUGCUGGCGAAAAACCUUUUUCCUGCUCAGUUUGUGGCCAAAGAUUCAGUCGAAAGGGUGGCUUAAACGAACACACAAGAACCCACACUGGCGAAAAACCUUUUUCCUGCUCAAUUUGUGGUCAAAGAUUCAGUCAAAAGAGCACCUUCAACACACACUUGAGAACCCAUACUGGCGAAAAACCUUUUUCCUGCUCAGUUUGUGGCCAAAGAUUCAGUCGAAAGGGUGGCCUAAACGGACACGCAAGAACCCACACUGGCGAAAAAGCUUUUUCCUGCUCAGUGUGUGGUAAAAAAUUCUCUGAAAAAGCCUACUUGAAAAGACACACAAGAACCCAUACUGGUGAAAAACCUUUCAUCUGCUCAGUUUGUGGUCAAAGAUUCAGGAGAAAGAGCACCUUAAGCACACACACAAGAAACCACAUGGGCGAAAAAGCUUUUGUCUGCUCAGUUUGUGGUAAAAAAUUCACUUGGAAGAGCAACUUAAGUGCACACUCGAAAACCCACACUGGCGAAAAACCUUAUUCCUGCUCAGUUUGUGGCCAAAGAUUCAAUAGAAAGAGUGUCUUAAACGAACACACAAGAACCCACACUUGCAAAAAACCUUUUUCCUGCUCAAUUUGUGGUCAAAGAUUCGCUCGAAAGCCAUACUUGAAGAUACACUCAAAAACCCACACUGGAGAAAAACCUUUUUACUGCUCAGUUUGUGGCCAAAGAUUCAGUCGAAAGAGUGGCUUGAACGAACACACAAGAACCCACACUGGAGAAAAACCUUUUUCCUGCUCAGUUUGUGGUCAACGAUUCGCUCGAAAGCCACACUUGAGGAUACACUCAAGAACCCACACCGGAGAUGAACCUUUUUCCUGCUCAGUGUGUGGUAAAAAAUUCACUCACAAGAGCAGCUUAAACACACACUCAAGAACACACACUGGCGAAAAACCUUUUUCCUGCUCAGUUUGUGGCCAAAGAUUCAGUCGAAAGGGUGGCUUAAACGAACACACAAGAACCCACACUGGUGAAAAAGCUUUUUCCUGCUCAGUUUGUGGUAAAAAAUUCACUUGGAAGAGCAACUUAAGUGCACACUCGAAAACCCACACAGGCGAAAAACCUUUUUCCUGCUCAGUUUGUGGUCAAAGAUUCGCCCUGAAGGAAUACUUAACAAAACACACAAGAAUCCAUACUGGUGAAAAACAUUUUUCCUGCUCAGUUUGUGGUCAAAGAUUCAGUCACAAGAGCGAAGUUAACACACACACUAAAACCCACACUGGCGAAAAAGCUUUUUCCUGCUCAGUUUGUGGUUAGAAAAAAAAAAUCAGUCACUAGAACACCUUAAACACACAAGAAUCCACACUGGUGAAAAACCGUUUUCAGUUUGUGGUCAAGGAUUCACUUGGAAGGAUCAGAUGAAGAGACACGUGGUAUGAGAAGCAGUGGCCAAUGACUGUUUUGUCUGUCUUCUAUGAUUGCCACAUCAGAUUUUGCUCGCAGAACGAUUGUAUUCUGUAAAGCUUCCUCAAAUCCUGUUGAAAACUGAUACUUUUGGUGCCUUACGUGUGCUUUGUCCUAUUCUUGUAUGAUGUGCAUCCACACUAUUGCCAGAAGUAUUGUCUCACCUGAUUUAACUCUCGAGUGAAGCACUAGAGCAACAAGUUCUUUAACACACGACAAUAAUCAUAAUAAUAAAUCCUGUCGUACGUUGUUGCCAAAGAAGUAAUCCUUCUUUUGUCCGAGUCCGUCUCCUUUUCUUUUUCCGGGCAAUUAUAACAAGUGAUCGAACUGGAGGGCACACACCUAAUCGGUGUACUUCCGCCAGUUUUCUGAUUGGUUAGCUUUGUGGCACAUUUGCUAAAUGUGUGCUAAACUGAUAGCGCAGAGAAAGCGUUGAUUGACAGAUUGAGCGGUGGGGGGAAUUGAGCGUGUAAAAUUAACAUUCAAACAUAAUUAUGGAGCACAGAGUAGAUUUUCUUUUGCUCAAUAUUGUUUCCUGUGCUCCAGUUCUAUUAUUGCUUGCUCAAAAUCCUUUAAUUGCUCACUCAGUGGCACAAAUAUAACGCCACAGAGGGCAAACUGCUACAGGAAGCCUCAGGAUUGCCAUUUUUGUAAAUAUUUUUUGUUUUUAUCUUGCAUGAGAGAAUUUGCAAUAUUGCUUUAGCCUUUUAAGGUGUUUACCGAGCUAUACAUACAUUUUAAAUAUACAGUGCCUUGCAAAAGUAUUCGGCCCCCUUGAAUCUUGCAACCUUUCGCCACAUUUCAGACUUCAAACAUAGAUAUGAAAUGUAAUUUUUUUGUCAAGAAUCAACAAGUGGGACACAAUCGUGAAGUGGAACAACAU